AUGUAUUCGCGAAUAGUAUUUCUCAUCCUCUGUUUGAUAGUCUCAGUGGUUGUGACUUCUUAUGGAAUAGAAGACAAAGCCAGAUAUGAUAAUUACCGGAUCUACCGUUUACAUCUGGCCACAGAGGAUCAAGUUCGGAUAAUGCAGGAGUUAGAUCUCAAGAGCGAUAGCUUCAUUUACUUUGGUAGUGCCCGGUAUCCUAAUCAGAAUCUCACGAUUAUAGCUGCUGCCCACAAAGUACCAGAGAUUGAAGAUUUGUGUGAGAGGUACCACAUUACCCAUGAAGUACUUGUGUACAAUCUUCAAGAGAAGAUAGACGAUCAGUGGAACAGUGUUCUACCAAAGGAAACUCCUGGGAAUCAAUUAGACUGGGAGCAUUAUUUCCAUCUGGAAACUAUCUACGAUUGGUUGGAUCUUAUGUUGAUGAACCACGAAGAUCUGACUCCAGUUGUAUUGGGGACAAGCUAUGAAGGAAGACCCAUUAGGGGAGUCCAACUUUCCCAGAAGACUGGAAAUACUGCGGUGUUUGUUGAAGCUGGAAUCCAUGCCAGGGAAUGGAUUACUCCGGCCACCAGUACUUACCUUCUAAACGAACUUCUUACUUCUAAAGAUACCAGAGUCCAGGAGCUCGCUCAGAACUACGACUGGUUCUUCUUCCCAGUCGUCAAUCCUGAUGGAUAUGUCUACACAUUCGAGAAGGAUCGUCUUUGGAGGAAGAACCGCAAGCCAUAUGGACUCUGCAGAGGUGUAGACCUCAACAGAAAUUUCAAUUCAUCCUGGAACGGUCCAGGUUCUAGCCCUGAUCCUUGUCGAUCCAAAUUUGCCGGAAGCUCUGCCAAUAGUGAACCAGAAGUCGAAGCCAUUUCUAAAUGGCUCAAGGAACAUGUGAAAGAAGCUAGUAUCAAGACUUACUUGAGUCUUCAUUCAUACUCUCAACUUCUGAUGUUUCCUUAUGGAAGCACAGAGACUAAAGUUGAUAACUACGAUGAUCUUAAAGAAAUCGGAGAGAAGGCCAUUGAUGCUUUGGCUAAGGUUCAUGGAACUAAGUAUUAUACAGGGAGCAGUAUUGAUACGAUUUAUCCAUCAAGCGGUGGGAGCAAUGAUUGGGUUUAUGAGGAACUAGGCAUCAAAAUUCCCUACAUUUUUGAACUUAGGGGACCUCCAGAUAGCGCGGACAUGUUCAUGUUACCAGCUGAUCAAAUUACUCCCGUUGGCGAAGAGACUCUUGAGGCCUUCAUCACUAUCAUGGAGGUAUCCCAGGCGAAAGGAUAUUACAAUGAAGGCCCUUAAGUGUUAAUUGGUUUUCGGUUAUAUUUUUAAAUUGGAUUUUAUUAAUUGAUU
This is a messenger RNA of Phlebotomus papatasi, 1341 nucleotides long. Its product is annotated as zinc carboxypeptidase-like. Gene Ontology annotation, biological process: proteolysis. The record is from RefSeq and is a predicted model, not a curated record. Gene Ontology annotation, molecular function: metallocarboxypeptidase activity; zinc ion binding. The transcript is spliced from 2 exons. The coding region runs from base 1 to 1290 and encodes 429 amino acids. Lineage: Eukaryota; Metazoa; Arthropoda; Insecta; Diptera; Psychodidae.